AUGACGGGUUGUGUUUCAUAUUUUCUGUGUCUUCUUCUCUUCCUCUUUCUUUCUUCAUCUAACACUUUAUCAUCUCCUUCUGUUUCUUAUCCAUUGUGCCAUUCUGAUGAGAGCUCUGCUUUGCUUCAAUUUAAGCACUCCUUUUCUAUUGAUAACAGCUCUGAUUAUUCGUUUUAUUAUGGUUGUCCUCCCCCUAAGACAGACUCUUGGGAGAAUGGCACCAAUUGUUGCAAAUGGAGCGGGGUCACGUGCGACAAGAUGACAGGUCAUGUGAUUGGCCUCAAUCUAAGUUGUGGUAGACUCGUUGGAAGAAUUCAUUCCAACAGUAGCCUCUUCCUCCUCGGUCAUCUCCAAAGUUUGAAUUUCUCAUAUAAUGAUUUCAGAGGCUCUGCAAUUCCAUCUGAUCUCGGUAAGCUUGUGCAUUUGGCGAACCUUGAAAUUAUUUAUUCUAAUUUUUCAGGGCAUAUACCACCAGAUAUCUCCUACCUUUCUAAAUUGGACUCACUUAUUCUUUCUUCUUAUUCUUUUGAUGCAUUAAGGCUAGAGACAUCUACCAUGAAAAGAAUUGUCACUAACCUAACCAACCUCAAAGAAUUAUCUCUGGAUGGAGUUGACAUGUCUUCUGUUCAUAAUCCUCUUUCCUUGACUAAUUUGUCUUCUUCGACAUCUCUUAGCCUCAGGUUUUGUCAAUUGAAAGGAAAUAUAAAAGAUAAGUUUUUUUAUCUAACAAAACUCAAAUCUCUUGAUUUAUCUGACAACGAAAACCUUACCGGUUUCUUGCCUAAAUCAAACUGGAGCAGUUCACUCGAGUACUUGGGUCUUUCUUCUACUAACUUCUCAAUUGACUUUCCUCAUCUCACGAAAAGUAUGAAGUCUUUGAAUACUUUGUAUCUGGGUAGCUGUAAAAUCCUAGGAUGGAAUCCCACAUUACUUAGUAACCUCACACAAAUCACUUCAUUAUACCUGUCAUUUCACAAUUUAGGUGGCCAAAUUCCUUGGUCAUCUUUGAACCUAAACAAACUCAUUAAAUUAGAUCUUUCAGGCAACAAUUUUAGCGGCCAGCUUCCUCAAAUGUACAGUUAUAACUUGUCAAAAAGUCAACCAAUAGUAGAACCUCUUCCAUUGAAUUUAGAAUUUCUUGAUUUAAGUAAUAACAAACUACAAGGACCCAUUCCAAGAUCAUUAUUUCAACUAGUGAAUCUUGGAUGGCUAGAUCUUUCCUCGAAUAACUUGAGUGGUGUUGUAGAGUUGUAUGAGUUUUCAAAGUUGACGAACAUCCAAUAUCUUAAUCUUUCAUUCAAUAGUCUGUCACUGAGUCGUUCCAAAAUCUUUCUUAACCAUACUCUGCCUUCUAUCUGGUGCUUGUCAUUAUCUUCCUGCAACAUAAAAGAAUUCCCGUACUUCAUAAGAGCAUCAAAAUAUCUAUACACUUUAGAACUCUCUUUCAAUCAAAUUGAGGGAAACAUUCCGAAUUGGCUGUGGAAUGUGAGCAGAGACUCAUUGCGUUAUUUGAGUCUUUCUCACAACUUUUUGACAGGAAUACAACAGCUUCCAUGGAAGUCGUUGUUUUAUCUUGAUCUUCGCUCCAAUUUGCUUCAAGGAAGUCUACCAAUUCCACCGCCAUCCACACGUAUAUUUUUAGUCUCAAAUAAUCAACUGAGUGGUGAGAUACCAUCUUUUGUUUGCAAUCUUAAUUCCAUUGAAAUUUUAGAUUUAUCUAAUAAUAGUAUGAGUGGGAAGAUUCCUCCAUGCCUUGGAAAUUUCAGCGACAGUUUAUCGGUGUUGAACUUGGGGAUGAAUAAGCUGCAUGGCAUGAUCCCUUUGUCAUUUGAAAGGGGAAACUCCUUGAGGAACCUGAAUCUCAAUGGGAAUCAACUUGAAGGAUCGUUGUCACAAUCUUUGCUCAAUUGCAAAAAGUUGGAAGUUUUAGACAUUGGAAAUAACAAAAUAAAUGGAACCUUUCCCUACUGGUUGGGAUCUCUUCCGAUGCUGCAAGUUCUUAUCUUGAGAUCUAACAGAUUCCAUGGCUCCAUAUCGGGUAGUCUCAAAAGUAAACUUCCAUUUCGGAGGCUGCGAAUCAUGGACCUCUCUGACAAUCAAUUUAGUGGUAAUUUGCCAUCGAAUUAUUUUCAGAGUUUUAUGGCCAUGAUGGAUGCACAGAGAGAAAAAAUGAAGUACAUGGGAGAUGACUACUACCAAGAUUCUGUGGUUGUGACAAUAAAAGGCUUCUCCAUUGAGCUAGUGAAAAUUCAAACCAUUCUCACAACUAUCGAUUUAUCGAAGAAUAAUUUCGAGGGAGAGAUUCCAGAGUUGAUUGGGAAGCUAAAAUCGCUUAAAGGGCUCAAUUUGUCUCACAACAAAUUGACUGGUUCCAUUCCACCAUCAUUGGCAAAUUUGAGCAAUCUUGAAUGGUUAGAUCUCACCUGGAAUGAGCUUGUUAGUGGGAUUCCUCAGCAGUUGACAGAAAUAACAUUUCUUGCAGUGUUCAACCUGUCGGAAAAUAGACUUGUUGGACCAAUUCCUCGUGGCAAUCAGUUUGAAACAUUCGAGAAUAGUUCAUACAGGGAGAACUCAGGCUUAUGUGGAUUUCCAUCGUCUAAAAUAUGCAACAGCAGUGAGGCGCCACAACCUUCACAAGCCAAAAACUUGGAGCAAAAAAAUGAGUUUGAUUUUUGGAAGGUUGCAGCGAUGGGGUAUGCAUGCGGACUGGUAUUUGGAAUAUCAAUGGGAUAUGUAUUGCUUUCAAAGGAAAUGCUAGUUGUCAUGAUUCGGAGAAGGGUUGGAGGAGAACGAUGGAACAGAGUUCUGAGAAGAUUCCAAGGGUAA
Ziziphus jujuba (common jujube) is the source of this 2826-nucleotide messenger RNA. RefSeq names its product receptor-like protein 6. NCBI's taxonomy places the organism in Eukaryota, Viridiplantae, Streptophyta, Magnoliopsida, Rosales, Rhamnaceae. The record is from RefSeq and is a predicted model, not a curated record. Bases 1 to 2826 code for a protein of 941 amino acids. Gene Ontology annotation, molecular function: protein binding. The transcript has a single exon.